Bipolaris oryzae ATCC 44560 is the source of this 624-nucleotide messenger RNA. RefSeq lists its product as uncharacterized. Lineage: Eukaryota; Fungi; Ascomycota; Dothideomycetes; Pleosporales; Pleosporaceae. Gene Ontology annotation, cellular component: ribosome; mitochondrial small ribosomal subunit. The transcript is spliced from 3 exons. Gene Ontology annotation, biological process: mitochondrial translation. Gene Ontology annotation, molecular function: small ribosomal subunit rRNA binding; structural constituent of ribosome. Bases 1 to 624 code for a protein of 207 amino acids. The record is from RefSeq and is a predicted model, not a curated record.
AUGUCUGUGAUGCGGAUAUCAUUGCGGCCAACGCUGGCGGCUGCGAGGACGGGCAUGCGCUGCUUUUCGUCGGGCCCGCAGAAGCAAGACGACCUCAUGAGCAUUCUCGGCCAGAGCGCAGCCGCCCGCCAUCCCUCCAACAUCUCCUCAACCAACAACACAGCCAAUUCGCGUCCGGGAGAGUCUUCCGCCCUACGCUUUGCCCGCAAUGUAGGCCUCGACCGCGCAGCCUCAAGCCCGAACCGUGAACUGGCCGAGUCAGAGCGCCUCUCCCAGUACCAGCGCCAAAUAUACCGCAAGUGGCAGCCUGGCGAUGUGUAUGCACCACAUGACCUGAGCGGAACUGAGCAGAAGAAGUGGAAGCAGGGCCGCAAGAGGCCACAGGAGGACGCUUUCGACAUCCUUGGUGUCAAUCCCGUCUUGGAGUACAAGAACUUUACCAUUAUGUCCGAGUACAUGACCGAGAUGGGCCGCAUAAAGCACUCGAGGGACACCGGGCUACGACCAAAAAACCAAAGAAAGAUUGCAAAAGCGAUACGGAGAGCAGUCGGUUUGGGCCUGAUGCCCAGUGUCCACCGGCAUCCGCUUGUGCUCAAGAAGAGCAAUCCCGCACGCUUCUUGUAA